Hemiscyllium ocellatum (epaulette shark) is the source of this 5271-nucleotide messenger RNA. RefSeq names its product polyribonucleotide nucleotidyltransferase 1, mitochondrial. The transcript has 28 exons. Gene Ontology annotation, molecular function: 3'-5'-RNA exonuclease activity; polyribonucleotide nucleotidyltransferase activity; RNA binding. Bases 9 to 2444 code for a protein of 811 amino acids. NCBI's taxonomy places the organism in Eukaryota, Metazoa, Chordata, Chondrichthyes, Orectolobiformes, Hemiscylliidae. The record is from RefSeq and is a predicted model, not a curated record. Gene Ontology annotation, cellular component: cytosol; mitochondrion. Gene Ontology annotation, biological process: mitochondrial mRNA catabolic process; mitochondrial RNA 3'-end processing.
UGUGUGUCAUGGCGGCGCCCUGUGCCGUGGACAUGAAGUUGCUGAUGUUUCGCAAAUUCUGUAGGUUUUUACCUGAGAGAGGGUCCACGCUCGGGACUCCGUUUCUAUGGAAGUUGUGCCCGGGACCGGGACGGCAGCCGGUGAGGCGAAUUCAUCAACAACUCUGGGCCAGCAACACCGUCCGGGGACGAGUUUCAGUGGAUCAGGGCAGCAGUAGAAAGCUUGAAAUCUCCACAGGGAAGCUUGCCAGAUUUGCAGAUGGAUGUGCUUUGGUGCAGUUAGGAGAGACAUCAGUGAUGGUUACAGCUGUCAGCAAAACAAAGCCUACUGCAUCUCAAUUUAUGCCAUUAGUGGUUGAUUACCGUCAGAAAGCUGCUGCUGCAGGAAGAAUACCAACAACCUAUUUACGAAGAGAAAUGGGCUACACAGAUAAUGAGAUUUUGACCAGCAGAAUAAUUGACCGUUCAAUCAGGCCAUUAUUUCCUUCAGGCUACUUUUAUGAUACACAGAUUGUUUGUAACCUCAUCGCAGUGGAUGGUAUCAAUGACCCUGAUGUACUUGCAAUAAAUGGAGCCUCUGCGGCCUUGGCAUUGUCUGACAUACCAUGGAAUGGUCCUAUAGGUGCUGUAAGGGUUGGCCUUGUGGAUGGCGAAGUUGUGAUUAACCCAACUCGAAAAGAGAUGGCAUUAAGUACUUUAAACAUGGUACUGGCUGGUGGACCUCAUAGCCAAGUUGUCAUGAUGGACGCAGCAGCGGAGAAUGUGUUGCAACAGGACUUCUGUCACGCUAUCAAAAUGGGCAUCAAACACACGCAACAAAUCAUAUUGGCCAUUCAACAGCUAGCUAAAGAACAUGGAAAUCCGAAAAGGGCACCUCAGAAGAUAUUUGUUCCUCCUGCAGAAAUAGUAGAAUAUGCAAGACAAUUUGCUUCUGAGAAGGUCCGUGGUGUAUUUUCAGACUUCACUUAUGACAAAGUUUCAAGAGAUGAUGCCAUUAAUAAAAUCAGACUUGAAACAGAAGAACAUUUGAGAGAUAAAUUUUCUGAGGCAGAACCAUUUGAAAUAAUGGAAGCAUUUAAUGUAGUUUCUAAAGAUGUUUUUAGAAAUAUUGUUAUGAAUGAAUAUGUAAGAUGUGAUGGUAGAGACUUGAGAUCUCUUAGAAACAUUAAUUGUGAAGUCGACAUGUAUAAACCUCUUCAUGGUUCUGCACUGUUUCAAAGGGGGCAGACACAGGUUCUUUGUACAGUAGCCUUUGAUUCAAUAGAAUCAAGUAUAAAAACAGAUCUUAUCACCACUCUUAUAAGUGGAGUGAAGGAAAAAAAUUUUAUGCUACACUAUGAGUUCCCGCCAUAUGCAACAAAUGAAAUCGGGAAAAUAGUUGGUCAAAAUAGGAGGGAACUAGGCCAUGGUGCUCUUGCAGAAAAAGCAUUGAAACCUGUGGUUCCUAAAGAAUUUCCAUUUACAAUAAGAGUAACUGCAGAAGUAUUAGAAUCUAAUGGUUCAUCUUCUAUGGCAUCUGUUUGUGCAGGAAGUAUGGCUUUGAUGGAUGCAGGUGUUCCAAUCUCUGCUCCUGUGGCCGGUGUAGCCGUUGGCCUCAUUACAAAGAAAAAUCCAGAAAAACCUGCUGAAAUCGAAGAUUACCGUCUCUUGACUGAUAUUUUGGGUAUUGAGGAUUAUAAUGGAGAUAUGGACUUUAAGAUGGCAGGCACAAGCAAAGGAAUAACAGCUUUACAGGCAGACAUUAAAAUAGCAGGACUGCCAUUGAAAAUUAUAAUGGAAGCUAUCCAGCAAGCUUCAGCUGCCAAGAAGGAUAUUUUGGCCAUUAUGAAUAAGGCAAUUCCUAAACCCAGAGAAAAAAGGAAAGAAAAUGGACCCGUUCUAGAAACUGUGGUGGUGCCAGUGUCUAAAAGAGCUAGAUUUGUUGGUCCAGGUGGUUACAACCUAAGGAAACUUCAGGCUGAAACUGGGGUAACAAUAUCUCAAGUAGAUGAAGAAACAUUCUCCGUAUUUGCCCCAACUCCAAGUGCUAUGCAUGAAGCCACUGAGUUCAUAAGUGAACUCUGCAAGGAUGAUCAAGAACAGCAACUGGAGUUUGGUGCCGUUUACACUGCCACUAUAACUGAAAUACGGGAUAUUGGAGUAAUGGUGAAGCUGUAUCCCAAUAUGACUGCGGUUUUACUGCAUAAUUCACAACUUGACCACAGAAGGAUCAAACAUCCAAGUGCCAUUGGACUGGAAGUUGGACAACAGAUUCAGGUGAAGUAUUUUGGUCGUGAUCCCACAGAUGGAAGGAUGAGGCUUUCUCGCAAAGUUCUGCAGUCUCCAGUGGCAACCGUAGUUAAGAACUUGAGCGACAAAAAUAGCAUUGUGAUGGGAACAAGAGAGUCUUCGGCGUCUAGUGCUUCCCUUGACCAUGUUCAUACUGUCAGAAGCAAUAGUACAUGAGGAAACUUGAUGAACUCCUCGAACAUUUAUUUUAACCUAGGCUAAAAAUUGUAAUAUAAUUUUUUAUACAGGCUAUAUAAAUUGAUUUUGUGUGCUUUUCCUCAAUUGAUAUAGUAAUUGUGACAUUGUAAUUGCCAACAAUGUUUUUGGUGUAAUAAAAUUAUUGAUACUUGGAUGAUUGAGCUACUUAUUAUGCAAGUAAUUUCAAAAUACUAAGAAAAUAAAUUGAGUUGAAAGGGAAGUAUUCCUUAUAUAAUUGAAACUAUUACUAGGGGCUGGGAUUCUUCCCAGAAUUUUUUGGCUAAUUCUACAAGCCAAUGCCUACAUUGAUACAGUAACCUUAGCUGGGCAAACAGAGGAAUCUGCAUUAGUAAUGUGUGAUUUUCAGCUAAAUAAAAAACAGUAGUACUCUUUGCAUAUAUGAGGAAGGAAAGGGUGGGGAGAAAGGCAUUUCAAAGUAUAUAAGCUCUGCAUCAGUCAACCCAAACUGAGGUUGCAUAAUUAAUCAAAUUAGCUAGAGCUUCUGCUGGUACAGACUUCACAGUUUGGAGCUUCUUAAGCAUCAUAAGAUUCCACUUUUGUCUGAAGGAAACAGCUUGCCUAUGGUGCUUCUCAGCCAACCAUUUUUCCAGUUGGCUUGACCCAAAUGGUUCCUGGCUCAGCUGUCCACCCACCUAGAAGUCCUACUGAUGACCUUUUGUUUGUUUGCUCACCUAACACCUGCUGUUUCCAACCUGCUAGUUCUGAGUUGUUGUCUGUCUCAAUCCUUCUUAGCAUGCUGAGACAUGAAAGGAGAAAGUGCAAGAGUGAAUAGUGACAAUUAAGGGAGUGUGAGAAAAUGAGAGAGUAAGCAAGAGAUCAUGAGCAUUGGUAUGAAUUACUGAAUUAGCAUUUAAGUGCAGACUACCCAACUGAUUUGAUUGUAUUGUGUUGCCUAACAACUUUAGAGCAGUAAAUAUGAUAUCAUACAGUAGUUAUAAAUGUUUGACUAUAGAAUUUUUUGGUUUUGGUGUGGGGGUUGAAUAUAAAUUAUAUUCCAAUAUACUUUGGGGUUCAUAGCUAAAUGGAAAGUUGGGUGUGGAUAUGUAAAUACAGAUCAAUUGUAGCUUUCAAAGAGGAAUUGGCUAAAUACUGGAAGCAAAAUUGCAGGUAUAUGCUGAAAGAGCUGAUGAAUGGGACGAUCUAGAUUGCGUUUAGAAUGAACUGGUGCAGAUUUGAUAGGCUGAAUGGCCUUCUGUGAUGUUUAUUCCAUUGAUCCUUUUCCAGAAAUUGGUCAUGGUUCUUGAAAAAUGGAAGUCAAAGGAAAACUGAAACCAUUCAUGACUGGAAGACAAAUAGGAUAGCCAGACUCCCAUCUUCCAGGCAAUGAAAUUGAAAGUUCAGCUUUUUUGUCAAUCUCCUUAAGCCUCUGCCACCUCCUCUGAAUUCUGAUCUUUAGCUGCAUUUCCUUUCAAUCUUUCUGCUCUGAAAAGAAGAUCCCAGCUUUUCAAGUCUGUCCUUUAUAACUUUAAUUCUUCAUCCUCGGAAUUUCAGCUAUAUGCUCUUCAAAGCCUCUGUGUCCUUCCACAAGUGUAGGGUCCAGAUUAAACAGAAUAUUUCAGUGAGGGACAAAUUAUGGUCUUAUACAAGUUCAACACAACUUUCUCAUUUUUUUGUACUCGCCUAUAGAUAAAGCUUUGCUAAAUUGUACUGCCACCUUCAAUGAUUUUUGUGUAAAAAUCUCAGUCAUGAACAUUUCAUGUUCUUGCACUCACUUGAAAAUUGUGCCAUUUGUGGUAGUUUAUAUUGUCUUGCCUCACUUUCCCUCAAAGUUUUAAGGCAAACUAUACCCUAUACACUAUUUCAGCGCUUUAGAGCUAUUGUGUUUAAAUGCAUUUUGACAGAACACUCUUUUUAUUUUCAGGUACCUAUGUACAAAUCCUCAUGACAAUUGAUUUUUUUUCAAGUAAUCAGUAAAUAAUUUCCAAGUUAGGCAAUAAUUAUAACACCUCUAUUACACUUAUUACAUCAAAGGUGACACUUACAUACGUGCACUUGGAAGAGGUUGUGGUUAUAAAAGUUGCAUGCUUUCAUGUUCUGAUUUCAAGAGUUCUUGUGCUUUUCUAGGACAAAAUUUUCGAAUAAUGCAAGCCUUGUGAUGUAAUAUGUGUGAUUUAUAUAUAUUUUAAUAUUUUAGAAUAUUUCCAAGUUAGAGUUCAAGCUAACACCAUGUAUGUUUGGUCUGCAUCUAUGAAGGCAUGAAUGAUGAACUUGAAAGUAUUUCUGUAGUACUGGUAAUUUCUUUUAAAGCACAGUAUGAGACAAACUUCCUGGGGAAUAAUGGGUUUCAUUUUCAUUGAGUAAGCUUCAUGAGCAAACAAAGUAAUAAGCUACAUUGUAGCCUUUUUAUUUUGGUCUUCAGGGAAACACCUAUUGCUUAUGUUUCAGUUUGUAGAAGUCUUGGCUGGAACUGGAUGUGUAAGACAGUUGCUCCUGAAGAGAGGAGCAAACUUAAAACUUAAGAGAUGUGUUACUUCAGUGCAAGGAGUUUAGUUUGAAAGUUCUACACCCAAAAUUGUUGGUUAAAUCAUGAAGGGGUUAUUUGAAAUCCAGGAAGUCUAAUUGAAGACCCUGAAGUCACAGUUAAUUUAAUCCCUGUAGAUGAGAUAGAGAAGGAAAUUCUCUGGAGUAUGAGUACUGGUGGGACAGUAGGAGUGUUGCUGGGAUUAAUAAGAUUGUAUUUAACUAUGUGUUUCAAAAUCUUUAAACAUGUUUAAUGUAAAUAAUUUGGUUUAUUCUGUAUUUUCAUUCCUUUUGCACAAUAAACUGUUUCAUUGUUAAAUCCAAA